Messenger RNA from Acaulospora colombiana, 1488 nucleotides. The record is from the annotation of a GenBank genome assembly. Lineage: Eukaryota; Fungi; Glomeromycota; Glomeromycetes; Diversisporales; Acaulosporaceae.
AUGACCAGAUUAACCGCGAAUCCGCUCCCCGUUGAUCCCACAUCACGAAAGGCCACCGCCGUUAAUCUGUUCAGUGCCUCCAGACCUUACAUGCGUGGACUUCACUUUUCAUGGAUUUCCUUUCUUACUGCCUUCACCGGCUGGUUCUCGGUUUCCCCUUUGCUUCCCUCCAUCACGAAAGAUUUGAAUUUGACACCUGCGCAAGUCGGCGAUGGUAAUAUUGCUUCGGUAUCUUCUACGAUCGUUUUUCGUGUGUUUAUCGGUCUUAUGUGUGAUAGAUUGGGUCCGAAACGCGUCAUGGCCUCUGUCCUUAUCCUCGGCGCAAUACCAACAGCCCUCGCCGGUUUGGUACGAAAUAAUACUGACUUGGUGAUCGUUCGAUUCUUCAUUGGUAUUCUCGGCGCAUCUUUUGUGCCUUGCCAAUUCUGGACCACUCAGUUGUUUAACUCGAAUGCUGUCGGAGUUGCCAAUGCUAUUGCGGCCGGGUGGGGUAACAUGGGUGGUGGCCUCACCUAUUUGCUCAUGCCCUUGAUAUUUGACCUAAUUAACAGAUAUUACCCUUACAACGUCGCUUGGCGUCUUGCUAUGAUCUUUCCAGCCUUUCUUUGUAUUAUCGUUGGUGUUAUCAUUGUAUACUUUUCCGACGAUUGUCCUGAAGGGGACUGGUCCAACCGUGGUCUUCCCACCUUGCUCAUUGAUGAGGCAGAAGAAGAUGAAAAGAUAUCUAGAAUAAGUGUCGCCACCGAGAGACGAACUGCUGUAAAGGUUCACAAAAUACCCACCGCCUUUCACUACCUUCUCGUGCUCAUCAACCCGAAUGUCAUUCUAAUGAUGAUAAUGUACGGAUGCUCCUUCGGUGUCGAAGUAGCUGUCGACAAUGUCAUCGGCGGAUUCUUCUAUAGUCGUUUUGGACUAAGUCAAACUCUCUCCGGACUUAUCGGCUCCAUCUUUGGUUUGUUAAAUAUCUUCUCUCGUGCGAGCGGUGGUCUCACGUCUGAUUAUCUCAACAGAAGACUCGGAGUCCGCGGUCGUUUGUUUUGUCAGUUCUUCUUUUUCUUCUUUCAAGGGGCGGCAUUUAUCCUCUUCAGGUUUACAAGUGGAACAUUAUCGGGAGCGAUUGUAACCAUGAUCUUGAUUUCCUAUUUCACCGAGGUAAUUAACCAACUUUUACUUCAUCUCACGGCGAUGGGUAUCAAUGAUAACCUUUUUUUAUCUUUUGCUUUGCAAAUGCAGGUGUGCUGUGGUACAUCCUUUGCCAUCGUUCCUUAUCUGGAUCCGGCAGCUGUCGGCAUAGUCUCAGGAUUAGUGGGGUCGGGAGGCAACAUGGGCGGUCUGGUAUUCGCAGCCAUAUUCAAAGCUUUCUCGAGUGACAUUUUAAAUGGAUUCUUGGUGAUCGGGGUUAUCGUGAUCGCUUCUUCAUUCCUACCAUUCUUGAUGAGUAUAAAUGGGCGAACGUUAAUCUUUGGAAAUCUCAAGAGAAACUUUUAA